ACCUCAAGAUUUGGGCACACCGGGUACACGGGGUAAAUUGAGCACAAGAGUUCUAGUUGAAAUGGAAGGGCGUCGAGAAGCUGAAAAUCGCUUUAACAUGCUGGAGGGGCAUGUGCUACAAAUGCAGGAACAGAUGAACCGAAUGGAAUUGAUGUUAGCUUCACAAGGAGGGCAUAAUCUGGAAACUCCUAGCUCGCAGCACGGUUCCAAUUCUCGACAAAACUCAAGAGCUGAAGCUGAGGAUAAUAACGAUGGUGAAGAAGAUGAUGAACAGGAUGAUGAAGAACCCUUUGUUCAUAGAAGAGUUGUUGCAAAGCCCCCUUCAAGAAGCUCAUCAGCCUAUGAAGAUGAAAGCCUUAUUGGUAUGGAUGUGCUUCUAUAUGCAUGGACUGGUCCUGAAACUCCUGUUGCUAAGGCAACAAUUAUCUCAGUUGACCCAGACACUAUUGUGGGCGGAGAGCCCCUUGGACUAGGAACUUAUGAGGUUCUUGUCAAUGUUGCGAUCAGAAGGGAUGCUACUUUGCCUUUUGAAGAUGAAGGUUUACAAAUUAUCGCUGAUGCUGUCACAAGGUCCAUUGCAUGGCCAUCUAGCAAGGUUGAUUCAGUUUGA
This is a messenger RNA of Triticum urartu, 610 nucleotides long. NCBI's taxonomy places the organism in Eukaryota, Viridiplantae, Streptophyta, Magnoliopsida, Poales, Poaceae. The record is from RefSeq and is a predicted model, not a curated record.